Messenger RNA from Amoebophrya sp. A25, 1522 nucleotides. The record is from the annotation of a GenBank genome assembly. Lineage: Eukaryota; Dinophyceae; Syndiniales; Amoebophryaceae.
AGAAUCGAAGAAAAUGGACCUUUUUUCUACAAUCGAUCUACUUAAUCGCAACUACUUAGUAUAUACGGUUAGCACUUGUUUGUCGUGACAACGUCACGUACUAUUGUGAAGUAAAAAAGAUGCACAGGUAAAAAAAAUGAAACUCGUGUUGCGCUGUCCCCGUGUACUGAAACAGGACGUGGCACAACUUGCCGACCGGUCCAACGUGUUGACCCGAGAGGCGCGCUCCCGAUGAACGUGCCACGGCAGAGACUCUCCUUAAAGGGAGCGACAAUGCACAUGAUGAGGCGGUCUUUCCCGCUAGUUCCAGGGCGUAGCGGAUCGUUGUCGUUUCAUGUACCCUGUCGCACGCACCAGACGUACAACAGCAUGCCAUUUUGUCAUCUGCCGCCGAUUCCAUUCUUGCAUCCGCUCAGGAGGUUAACAUGCCAUGGUUCGCCUUACAGAUCAAUAUGCCACGGUUCGCCUUACCGGUCAAUGUGCCAUGAUUCGCCUUGUCGAAUGGACGCAAGGAGGAGCACUCCAGAAAACGGAAAUGGAAAGCCUCCUAUCUCAGACGUUAAAGGAGACAGAGAAGAGGAUCCGAAGACCCUCCGGGACAUGAUCCGCGUAUGGGGAAUGCCCUUUCUGUGCUUGUACUCCUCUCGCUCUCGCUUUGAUAUGUUCUUCAUGUUUACACUCGUUCUGAAUAGAUGAUGUUGACUAGUUCGCUUUCUGCUGCAUCAUGAUGCACCCAAACUUUCUUCUCCUGAUGUUUUCUCACUCCCUCACACACACUCGUCCAGGUACAACGGUCUUUACCUACUAUCACUUGGCGGCAUCUACACCGGUCUCACGUAUGAUGUGGUGGAGUGGUCCGAAAUCGUUGCUCUUCUAGAACGUUGUGGUGCGGACAGAAUUAUAGAUCUGCAGAGUAUCGAUCCAGCCAAGGGGCGUCUUGGAGUUGCGAUAUGCCUUAAUCCGAUUCUCGAGCCAGCACGAAUCUUGAUUUCAGUACGAUGUGCCAAGCCGUUGUCCAAGUGGUGGAAAGCUAGGAAGAGGGGAUAGAGGAUGAACAUGUUGGGUUCGAGGAAUCACUGUAGAAUGGGAAAGGUAGUUCAUGAAGAAAAGCAUAAGGAUGAAAUGCACAGAGAUGAGUCAUCUGAUGAUAUGGUUAAACCGAAAGCUGCGCUACUAACGACUCAACUUCCAGCAGAAAUGACGUCGCCGCCGAACCUCCCGUAGAAUUUGCGUCGUCCCCUUCCUGAAAGAGGUUCCAAUCGAGAUGUCAUAGUUAGUGACACUUCUGCAUAGAUUUAAGAACUGCAAAUGUGGAGAAAGAAAAGGAAGCGGAUGCCUUGUGAAUGAAGAACGCAAAAACCCGUUUCUUUGAACUGUUGCGCCUAGACUCGAAUCUUGAUGCUUUUGAUUCAAAGUAAUAGCGCCAUGGUUGUGAUGUGCUGGAAGCAUUCGAGUGUUCAUGUGCUGGAAAACGAUGCCAGUUCUUGUCCGUUGUCAACGUUCACCGUCUUCAUUGUCUACC